Molecule: messenger RNA, 1212 nt
Organism: Trichomycterus rosablanca
Lineage: Eukaryota; Metazoa; Chordata; Actinopteri; Siluriformes; Trichomycteridae
Gene: dlx6a
Product: distal-less homeobox 6a
Exons: 3
Coding region: 1-741 (246 amino acids)
Biological process (GO): negative regulation of transcription by RNA polymerase II; embryo development; cell differentiation
Molecular function (GO): DNA-binding transcription factor activity, RNA polymerase II-specific; RNA polymerase II cis-regulatory region sequence-specific DNA binding
Source: RefSeq, a predicted model, not a curated record
AUGACCAUGACUACAAUGGCUGACGGUCUGGAGACUCAGGACUCGUCAAAAUCGGCUUUCAUGGAGUUUGGUCAGCAGUCGCAUUCGCAGCAGAGUUCCCCGUCGAUGGCAGCCAGCCACUACCCGCUGCACUGCCUCCAUUCCGGCUCCCACGCUCACCAACACGACAACUCGCCGUAUUCUGGUUCGAACUGCUACAACAGGUCGCUACCGUACUCGUACAUGAGCCAUCCGCACCACAGUCCAUACCUGCCGUCCUACCAUAAUAACACUGCUGGUGCACAGACCAGAUUAGACACAGGUAAGCAACAGCAGAAAACAACAGUAAUUGAAAACGGAGAAAUACGUUUUAACGGAAAAGGAAAGAAGAUCCGAAAGCCUCGGACCAUUUAUUCCAGUUUACAGCUUCAAGCAUUAAAUCAUCGGUUCCAGCAGACUCAGUAUCUCGCCCUACCGGAGCGUGCGGAGCUGGCGGCCUCCCUCGGGCUCACACAGACACAGGUAAAGAUCUGGUUUCAGAAUAAAAGAUCGAAGUUUAAGAAGCUGCUGAAACAAGGCGGUAACCCACACGAGAGUGACCCACUGCCGGGCUCCAUCGCCCUUUCCCCGCGCUCUCCAGCCAUUCCUCCUAUAUGGGAUGUAUCCUCAUCCUCAAAAGGAGUGAACAUGUCCGCCAACAGCUACAUGGCCGGCUAUUCGCACUGGUAUUCCUCACCUCAUCAGGACUCCAUGCAGAGAUAGGCUGUGAAUUAUGUCUGCAAGCCCUAGGCCUCGUCUUUGGCACUCGUUUAGUUUACGCCAGCGCACUGAUAACCGUGAGCAACCGUGAUCCUCACUGCCACCGGCAAAUUACAGUGGACCUUUUUGGUGAGCUUUAAUCUGAAGGAUGAACAACGAUCUCUUGCGUGACAAACGUGGAACUUAACUGCUCGGACUUCAGAAGCAUCUCAGACUUGAUUGCUUCAACAACUUAUUAUAUAUGUUGACUUUUAAACCAAACAUACACAUCACCAGCAUGGAACAAGCAGAAACUAAAACACUGACGCCUUUUUGAAUAACCAAUGUGUCAUAUAUGAAACUGAACUUAAACAAUUGCAGUCUUUGCGUUAUGACUACAUUUUUCGUUAUGACGACAAUUUUCAUCAUGCAAUUUGUAUGUACAUAUGUUGUCCAAUUUUAGUAAAUUACUUUUUAUGUUUUGUCAUAAAUCGA